Molecule: messenger RNA, 8110 nt
Organism: Procambarus clarkii (red swamp crayfish)
Lineage: Eukaryota; Metazoa; Arthropoda; Malacostraca; Decapoda; Cambaridae
Gene: Atg18a
Product: Autophagy-related 18a
Biological process (GO): nucleophagy; protein lipidation; autophagy of mitochondrion
Cellular component (GO): cytosol; extrinsic component of membrane; phagophore assembly site membrane
Molecular function (GO): protein binding; phosphatidylinositol-3,5-bisphosphate binding; phosphatidylinositol-3-phosphate binding
Source: RefSeq, a predicted model, not a curated record
AGUGUUGAGAAGUGCAACAAAACCAGAAAGAAAACAAGAGUUGGCAGCGGAGGCGGCGGCUGGGAGGACAAUGUCGGUGUAACAGCCCUGGAAAGGCGGCCGUUUAUGCAAAGCCUGGCAACGAGUGUGGGCGUAGUGACCUCUGGCGUGGGCGUGGUGACCUCGGGAGUAAGGACUGGCAUAGCUGGCCUGAUGAGUCUGGCAGCACAGGGGGCGUCUGACCCCUCGGCCAGCGGGGGGGUCUUCUCUGUCAACUUCAACCAAGACUACUCAUCCCUUGGAGUUGGAACAAAAGUUGGCUACAAAUUAUUUUCUCUCAACACAGUUGAUAAAGCUGAGCAGAUAUGUGACAAUGUAAAUGAAGACACGUGCAUCGUAGAACGACUCUUCUCAAGUAGUUUGGUGGCAGUAGUCAGUUUAUCUUCGCCAAGAAAGCUAAAAGUCUGUCACUUCAAGAAAAAUUCUGAAAUAUGUAACUACAGUUAUCCCAACACCAUCUUGGCUGUCAAGCUGAACCGUGCAAGAUUGGUCGUGUGCUUAGAAGAGUCGUUAUACAUCCACAAUAUCCGGGACAUGAAAGUCCUCCACACAAUCAGAGAUACUCCACCUAAUCCUAUGGGUCUGUGUGCUCUCUCCAUCAGUAAUGACAACUGCUACCUGGCCUACCCAGGUUCCAAUACAAUAGGUCAAGUACAGAUCUUUGACGCUCAAAAUUUGCAAGCAAAAACAAUGAUUCCAGCGCAUGACAGUCCACUAGCUGCCAUUGCCUUCAAUGCUUCGGGUACUAAGAUUGCUACCGCUUCUGAAAAGGGCACAGUGAUUAGAGUGUUUAGUGUUGCAGAUGGACUCAGACUACACGAAUUGAGGCGUGGAAUGAAACGAUGUGCCACUAUUUUCUCUUUGGCCUUUUCUCCAGAUUCUCUCUUCCUUAUUGCAUCAUCCAACACAGAGACGGUUCAUGUGUUUAAGCUAGAAGAAAUUAAAGACACGCAACGUGUUGUAGUGGAGGAGCAGCAAGGUUUGAUGGGCUGGAUGAGCAAAGCUGUGACUGCUUCGGCUAGCUACUUGCCUGCUCCAGUGACUGACAUGCUUAGUCAGGGCCGAGCAUUUGCCACAAUCACACUGCCAUUCCAGGGUGUCCGUAAUAUCUGUGCCAUUGCCACGAUUCAAAAGCAGCCACGAGUUGUGGUGGCAUCAACAGAUGGAUACUUGUACAUAUAUAAUCUCAAUACUAAUGAGGGUGGAGACUGCACACUUCUUAAACAACAUAGGUUGGAUGGAACUGGGGAAGGGAGCAGUUCGAGCAGUGAGAGUGCAGCGGUGCCGGGACCAUACCCUGGGGCGGCCAAGAAGACAGAACCUGUGAACACGACGGGAGGCAGCUAUGCGGGAGUGGUGAGGGGGCCUUCUGCUGGAGUCAUGACAGAUCAUGCCCUGCUUCCUUCGUGGUUGGAUCAUACCCCGUAUUAUUCGUCGGCGGAUCAUGCCUCGCUUCCUUCGUGGUUGGAUCCUGCCCCGCUUCCUUCGUGGUCGGAUCAUCUAACGAUUGAGGCAGAUAAGUUGAGCGAAAUGGCUGCAGCUUGCGAAUCACCUCCAAAGAGUGUCCUUAAGUUUGAUGAUGACUCCGAGUUUCCUCCAGUGUAAAGAGUGCAGCUGAGCUGGUUGGACUUGUCAUUUAUCCUAGAUUAUUUCCUCUUGUAAGGCUAUAUUUUUUGAGGUUGGGAGGGCAAUUUGUUUUCAGAAUUCUAUACUACAACCAAAUGUUUGGAAGAGUAUUGGCCUAGAUAAUUUGUAAUACUGUAAAUGCUGAAUGUUGGAUGUAUAAGAAGUGCUUUUAGCUCUUUGUAAUGUUAUUUUGUUCAUUAGCACAUCACUACAGGGCUUUUAUCAUAUACAGUAUAUGGAAAGGCAAAUGAUGGGGGGAGGAGGAAGUUUUUCUGGACAGUACUAACAGCUUUUGAAGUGCAAGGUUUGAUCGUGAAAUUUUAGGCCGAAUGUAUUCUUAACCUUUAGACAGCGGUUAUGGAGAAAUGGUCUUAUGAAAAAAAAAAAUAAUAAAUAAUUUUUCAUUAUAGAAUUAUUAAUUUGUAUGCAGAAUGUAAGAACAUGAAAAUAAGUUAAUAUAUAUCGUUCUACUGGGUGGAGGCGCUCUGCAAGGUUGUGUCUGGCACUUGUCAACGCCUGGUGCUCGACUAUGCUAACGCUUCCUGUUUUAUCCUCCGAUGUUUUACCGAUUAUUUUAUCACUUGUUUUUCUUUAUAUACGUCCACAGAGCUUUUAUAUCCAUAUUUGCAUCAUGCAUGUAAAACCCAGACAAUAAUUGUUUCAAUCAUCAUAUAACGAUGACUGCAUUUCCCGAGUGACAUUCAUGACGAUAACUGCAUUUGUGCCAUGAAAUGGUUGCAGGAUUUUGUUUCUGGGCCAAAGUAAACUCCAAUUACAUCCACAUAGACUUAUUACUGUAUAUCCAUAUUUGCAUCAUACAUGUAAAACCCAGAUAAUAAUUUUUUAAAUCAUCAUUUGAUAACCACAUUACCCUGUGAAUCAACAGUUGAAGAUAAUCGCUGUCUAAGGGUUAAUCUGUGUAAAUUGAAGAAAGUGGUAAUUAGUUUUCUUGAGUUAUCUUGAGUUUGGUGGAACACUUGGAACUAAAGGUACAUAUGAUGAUUAAUGAUAAAGAAUUUAAACUUAUUUUUCUUGCUCAAGAUAGAUCGUUUCUUUGUGCAUUGGUAUGAUAAUUAUUGUUAUUAUGUUAUAUUUAUUAUUAUUGUUAGUUAAAUCUCUUGUGGUGAUAGUAUUUGUCAUCUUUAUACAAUAUUCACAGAAAUGAUUAUGUACAGGUACUAAGUUGGAGACUUGCCAUAUCACCUCUUGUAAUCUUUUCAAUCUUUUCAAAAUUUGUUUGUCAAGAAAUUAUUGUGAACAUAGCUAUAUCGUGAAGUUCUCUAGGAAAGUUGGGCUGCAUUAUUUGGUACUGUACUAGUAACUAUUAUGUUAUGGUCCCUAGUGAAGUGGUAUAAUUUGCAACAUGGCAACAAAGAGUUUGUUGGUCAUAGCAUUGAAGGUUAUUAGUUGUCCUCAGACUAUCCUUCAGUGUCAAGCUAUGUUUUUCCUUUGAAUAAUUUUUUUAAAUGUUCUGACUGGAGCCAAGAAACGGAUGCAAGUUUAGACAAGAGGCGACUGUACCAGCUACAUUAAAUCACCAGUAGUAAGAGCCAGUUGGCAAGUUUCUUUUGGUCUUGUGGAUACUGCCUAUAUUACUAUAAAGCAAAUGAAAGAUCAAGAAUAUUACAACAAUUAGAAAGUGCAGUACUUAAUUAAUAUUUAUAUACUGCUUGUAAUGCAUUGUAACAUUAUCUUUCCUGCCUCUUGGUCGUAAUUUGGGAGUUUUAUUUUUAUUUGGAUAAUUCAGUAAUUUUCAGUCGUGCCCAAGUCAUAAUUUGCACUAGCACAUUUAAAAAUGAAAAAUAAUUAAAUUUACUUUACAAGUGCUAGUGUGGUACUGUAUGUGGAUACUAUUAGAUGCAGGCAGCCCAGCAAAUACUGUAGUGUUUAUUAAAAGUGGAUAUGAAUAAGUGUUGUUAUUUUCAUGUUUAGUCUUGGUUGCUGUAGCACGAGCACUAAUUCUCACCGCCAUGCCAGUGCUGUUCAUACUCGGCAGUACAUAAAUGUUGUGCAAGAUAUUGGAAUUAUCACUACAUACCAUAACCUUGGAGCAGAACUAGUGAUUAAUAUUUAGCCUUACCAGACGAACAGUACUGUCUCGGCUUUCACUAUUUUAGACACUGGUUUUUUUGUGUGCUCUUUGUUGCAGUAGCUCACAGUAGUUUUUCAAUUAUUCUACUUUAUCCUGUAUUAUGAUUUGUCAUAAUGCAAGCAGAGGACAUACGUUAUAUUUGUCAGUGACCUCUUCAAACUACGGUAUUUUAUUUAUUCAAAAGGCACUUUAGCAGUGAAGAGGCUAGCAGUGUCUUUUUUUUUUAGUACUGUACUGGAUUCUGUGUUUCACAGUGAUGAAUGAGCUAUAUAUAUUUUUAAAUAUGUAGACAAAUCAGUAAUAAUGUAGAAUAAAUUAUUGCAGGAAUUUAUUUCACUGAAAUUUUCAGUUACAGCACGUUCAUUAGUAGGGUAGGUUAUUUACUGGGUCUUACCGGCAAGCUGGGCAUGUGCCAGACACUCGACAUGGUGCCGUUGGUAAUAAACUUGUAUAGUCUAGCCAAUGUCAAUCAAAGUUGGAUAACUGGACUAAUAUGAUAAUUUGGGGUAAGGUAAGACUUUCACUGCUCUGUAUAUAUAUACAUUAAAGUUUUGUUGUUUUUUAUAUGUAAAUUGCAUAUUUAUUGGGGCAAUGUCUCAUUGUAUCACUUGGCUGGAUGGAAAUGUUACUUGUCCUCAAUAUACUGCUUUUUGGGGGGAAGGGGACGGAAACAAAUUAUUUACCGGUAACUAUUGAUAGCAAAAUCAAAUCCAACCUUUUUCUCCGUGUCUUGAGUAGUAGUUAUGAUAAGCUAAUUUUAAUCGGUUUAGAUUUUGUUAAAGGUCAAAUGUGGCAGUUGCUUGCUAUUGAUAUAAUGGUGUUUAUCAAUGCUUGCCACUCAUAAUUCUCUGAUUUAUAAUGAUUACUGUGUGUAUUAUGGCACUUCAUGCAUGGCAAAGCCUUUUAGCUGAAAUGUGAGUAUAGGUAUGUGGAUUUAAAUUAUGAAAAGGAGUUUGGACCCAUGGCUGUACUUUGAGAUUUUGACCAUACUGUAAGCACAUGCUGUAUAUACAAGGUUGCACAGAGCACUUCACUCAUAACCAGGUUUCAGUGAUCUCUUCAUUUUGUCAUUUAUGAUAUAUAUAUUGACUGUAAAUCUCAUACAGGAUAUUAUUGUGGGAGACAUUAUCUUUUAACACACUGAUUUCAUAUUACUAUGUGUGUGCAUAUAUUACAAGGCUGGAAUUUUUGUAAUAGAUUAAUAUAAGUAUAAUAUUCAAAAUAGUCAAGGUGAGGUAAGGGUGCAAAAGACAGUGUAUUGAUGGGAAUACAAUGGCCCUUUUUUAUUUUUUUUAAAUGCAUGUUCAUACUGUACAUUGUUCACCACUCUAAGGCAAAUUAAUAAUUUAAAAGGAUGGACUGGCAUUUUUAUUAUGUCUUCCACUAUUGGAAGAUGCAAUUUUCACCAUGCGAGACAAUUUAUCUCCUCUGGGAGCUUAAAACAUGAGAGUAACCAGCAUUGCAUAUUCGGGAGUAACGCUCGGUAUAGUUCGGCUUCUUUGUCUUGAAAGCAGGCCGUCAUUCCUGUGUCGGAGCAUCAUUCCUCUGGCACAGCAUUGGAGCAGCUAUGCAGGCUUUAUAUACAAUAUUAUGCAUCAACUAUACUUUUGAUUCUAAGAAAUAAGUUUGCUGUUUAAGGCAAAAGCAGUGCAAUGAGUAACAGUUUCUAGCUUAAUUGGUCAGCUGCUGCUGCAGUGAACAACACAAAAUGUAAUACAAAAACUAGUGUUUGAUAUUGAGUGUGCAGCAUUUAAAAAUGAAUUGUAUUUAACAAUAGUGACUGAACAUUUCCAAUAACUUUUACCCUAGUGUAAAAUCUACAAAUUUCAUUUAAUAAGUUUAGUUUUCAGUUGGUAUUAUUCAAGUUUGCAAAGAGUAUUUACAUUUAUGAGCAGAAAGCAAUGUUACUGUUUUGUAAAUUACUUUAUGGUAUUUGAAAGUAUGUUUUUUGUAGUCUGAUGUAUGAAAGUGGUUGUUUUCUGCAAGUACUACAUGCUCCAUAUAAAUACAGUGCAUAGUGUGAAUUUUGACAAUUAUUUGAGGUUUCCUUCUGGCAGUUACGAUAUUUUAAGAGAUUGUGCUGGUUAAUUUGAUGGUGUUGAAGUGUCGGCUUCAUGUACUCUGUUAGAAUGAACGGACACUCGAGGAGACAAACUGAAAGAUGAAUAUUAAUAAUUGCUUCUAGCCAUUUAGAGUGCAACUCUCAUGGUGGGUUUGGUCUUCAGAUGUAGAAUUUCAUUCAUCAUUGUUGUGUUCAUGUAAAGUUUGUCUUUUUAUUGAUAACCCUAGUACAAUAAUACUGUACCAUAAAUACCAGUAGAUCAAGUUCACCAUUUCUCUCAUUAAGACAUUAUCAAUAAAUUAUGAAUAGUCUUUGAUACACUAUUUGUUAAUCAAGUUAUCAGGAUUCUUGACCAAAAUAUAGCAUAGGUUAUGAGAAUAUUAAAGAUGCUUACAGAAUUAUGUUGCCAUUUCUUUAAUUUGUAUAUUGAGAGUACUAAAUCUCUGCUUUGCCAUGAAACUGUCCUGAGAAACCAGAGCAAAUAUUUUGCAUGGCUUUUAUUUGAUUAUAAUUUUAAUACACACUGUAUGCUGAAAACAUUUAUUGUAAGAUGGAAAAAUUUUUGUUUUUGUAUUCUCCGCUCUUGGUAUCUUGUAAACCAAAUUUGCCGUGUUACUAAGUAAUGAAUGAGAAAAAACAUGCAUCCAUCAAAUUAUUAACUGUUCUACCUUAAUUUUGAAUGAGUGGAAAGUUCUUAAUUCAGUAUUUAUAAUAGUGCCUGGGAUAAAGGUUAUAAUUAUAAAUAUAUAAUUCACUAAAUUGCAUACCUUGUAGUUGAGGGUAGUUAAUCUGGUCUGGAAUAAUUUGUUCCAUAAAUGCCAGACAUUAUAUUUAGUUCAUCAUCAGUCAUGAUUUCUCUCGGCUCAAGACUGUUAUGGAUCACAGAAGCAAAUUAAAUAAUUAACCUUGAUGCUGUAGGUACCAAGUCUUGUCAGUAAAACAUUGAUUUUAUAGUCAUGACUGAAGUAAGAGAUUAGUUCUGGGAAGCUCAAUUUGUGUAUCCCAGUCUAUAAAUUCCUUCUCCAGUGAAAGGAGUUAAUUUGAGUGAAUAGAUCGGGAGGAGAGUCAAAUUCUGCAACAUGGAAAAAUAAUCAUUUGCUAGAGAUGCUAUAGAACAUCACAAGGAAUUAUUAUUCCCCCCCCCCCUGUAUCCGUCUCAUAUUUUCCUCCUACCACCCUCCCUUCACUGAUCAGUACAGAAAACUAACUAUGGCUCCAGGGGAUGGUAUGCAAGACAGUGGACAAGUGGUGUAAGUUGCAAGUUGGCUUGGCUGCCAUGUGUGUGAUCAUGUGUGAGAAGAUAAUGAUACUGUAGUCAUUAUGACUCACCACACCAAGAUCAAUACUAUAAAAUUUGUUUCUGCUUCUCCAGGGGGGGAAGGGGGGGGGUGGUCUUUCAUGUUCAUAAUGAUCGCGUGCAAAUGUAACAUUCAUAACCUUGCCAGCCCUUUGUGGGUAAGGUUCGACAUUCUCAAUGAAUCUUGUAACGAGUUUCACUUUGAUGGUUAUUGUGGAAAAUACUUAGUUAUAUAACUAGAAUUAAUGUUUGACAAAUAUUUUUAACAAGGUUUUUCUGUAGCCUAGAAUCAUAGCCAACAUCUUUGUUAACACCUUGACAGUAGCGUAAAUAAUUAUUUAUUAAGUAUGGGAUUAAUAUGCUUUGCAACCAUACUUCAUUUUAGUGUCUUAAUUAAGGAUUGCCUGCAUUUUAUAUGUAUAUAUUGUAUAUUAAUAUUUACUGUUUAUAUAUAUAUAUAUAUAUAUACACCAGUAAUGUAUAUACAUAUAUACUUUUUUUUUAACCACAAAUAGCAGUUUGGUACCGGCAAAUACUUCCAUAAAUAUUGAAUUUUAAAAAGUUCUUUGACUCGAGUGCAUUCAUUAUCUGUUAUUUAUAGCAAUGCCUUGGUACUAUUGUUGUGUAUAAUAUAGGCAUCCUUCAAGGUGUUACCCAAGACCAUUGGCCAUGUACUUGUUGCAAUGAGCUGCCUCAUUGACAUCUUGAGAGUUGUGUAAAUGUUUGCAGAAAAAAAUUAUUUUUUUGUACAGUUUUCUUUAGUGUUUUGUAGAUGAAUUUAUAUAUUAAUUAUAUAUACUAUACUAGAUACAUGUCCAAUUGCAAAAAAAAAAAAGAAUCUAAUGCAGAGUAAAUGUUAGUGUAGAUAUAUAUGCUGUUGCAGUGGACAUCUUGAAGAAUAUAUGAGAAAUGCGGCUUACGAAUGGUAAAUACUAGAACUUUACCUGUUGUUGUUUUACCAUUUAUAACACAAAAUAAAUAUAAAUAUUUGACA